Molecule: messenger RNA, 2010 nt
Organism: Lolium rigidum
Lineage: Eukaryota; Viridiplantae; Streptophyta; Magnoliopsida; Poales; Poaceae
Product: probable leucine-rich repeat receptor-like protein kinase At1g68400
Exons: 2
Coding region: 1-2010 (669 amino acids)
Biological process (GO): protein phosphorylation
Molecular function (GO): protein binding; protein kinase activity; ATP binding
Source: RefSeq, a predicted model, not a curated record
AUGCGUCUUCCCAGCGGCAGCACUGCGCUGCUGCUGCUGAUCUCCGUCCUGCUCCACCACUCGGCUUGCACCGCCAAUGCCGGCUCGCUGGACUCCGACGCCGCGGCGCUGGCCGAAUUCCGCCUCGCCGCGGACCGCUCCGGCACCCUCACGAGCUGGAACCUCUCGACCACCCCGUCCCCGUGCGGCAUCCCGGCGUGGCGCGGCGUCACCUGCGGCGGCGGCCGCGUAACGCGGCUGGUGCUCGAGGGGCUGGGCCUCUCCGGCGCGGACGCGCUCCGGCCGCUGGCCUCCCUCGACGCGCUCCGCGUGCUCAGCCUCAAGGGCAACGCGCUCGCGGGCGCCGUCCCGGACCUCUCCCCGCUGCUCGGGCUCAAGCUGCUCUUCCUCUCCCGCAACGCGCUCUCCGGCGAGAUCCCGCCGUCCCUCGGCGCGCUCUACCGGCUCUACCGCCUCGACCUCUCCUCCAACAACCUCUCCGGCGCCGUGCCCCCGGACCUCAGCCGGCUCGACAGGCUGCUCACCCUGAGGCUCGAUUCCAACCGGCUCACCGGCGGGGUCGACCGCAUUGCGCUGCCUAGGCUCCAGGACUUCAACGUGUCGAACAACCUCCUCUCCGGCAAGAUUCCGGUGGCGAUGGCGGGGUUCCCGGCGGCCGCGUUCGGCGGGAAUGCCGGCCUCUGCGGCACUCCCCUCCCGCCCUGCGUGGAAUCAAACACGUCCUCCACGUGCCCCCCGGCCGCGGCCAUGGCGGCGUCGUCGCCCUCGUCGAAACCAUCGGAAAGCAAGGGGAGGAUGAGCCGCGGGGCCGUGGCGGCGAUUGUGGCCGCGGACUUCGCGGUGGUCGGGCUCGUGGCGGGGCUCCUCUUCUGCUACUUCUGGCCGCGCCUCUCCGGGCGGCGCCACCGCGAGGGGGAGAAGAUCGUGUUCUCCUCCAGCCCGUACGGCGCCACGGGGGCGGUCGCGGCGGCGGCCGGCGGCGCUGGCACGUUCGAGCGGGGCAAGAUGGUGUUUUUGGAGGAGCCCGGCGGCGGCGGGAGGCGGUUCGAGCUAGAGGAGCUGCUGCGCGCGUCCGCGGAGAUGCUCGGCAAGGGCGGCUGCGGGACCGCCUACAAGGCGGUGCUCGACGACGGCAGCGUCGUGGCCGUCAAGCGGCUCCGCGACGCGGCGCCCGGGUCGGCGUCGGCGGGGAGCAAGAAGGAGUUCGAGCACCACAUGGCCGUGCUCGGCCGGCUCCGCCACCCCAACGUCGUGCCGCUCAACGCGUACUACUACGCCCGCGACGAGAGGCUGCUCGUCUACGAGUUCAUGCCCAAUGGCAGCCUCUUCUCCCUCCUCCACGGUAACCGAGGCCCAGGGCGCACGCCGCUGCACUGGGCGGCGCGGGUGCACAUUGCGGCGGGCGCGGCGCGCGGGCUGGCCUUCAUCCACCACGCGAGCCGGCGCGGCGGGAGCGGGUCGCCGAAGCUGGCGCACGGCAACAUCAAGAGCACCAACAUCCUCAUCGACCGGUCCGGCGAGGCGCGGCUGGCGGACUGCGGGCUGGCGCAGCUGAGCGGCUCGUCGUCGAGCUCGGCGGGGUACCGCGCGCCGGAGGCGCCCCCGGCGCGGCCGUGGGCGUCGCAGAAGGGCGACGUGUACGCGUUCGGGGUGGUGCUCCUGGAGCUCCUCACGGGGCGGGUCCCGGGCGGCGAGGCGGCGGAGGAGCUGCCGCGGUGGGUGCAGUCGGUGGUGCGGGAGGAGUGGACGUCGGAGGUGUUCGACCUGGAGCUGAUGAAGGACAAGGGCAUCGAGGAGGAGAUGGUGGCCAUGCUGCAGCUGGCGCUCAGCUGCGCGGCGGCCGAGCCCGGCCAGCGGCCCAAGGUGGCGCACGUGGUGCGGAUGAUCGACGAGGUCCGGGCCGCGUCCUGCGGCGGCGCGUCGUCGCCGUCGCGCGAGUCGUCCAUGGACGAGUCCUCCGCCGUCUCCGACUCGCCCGCCGUGUCGGAAGGCGGCGCCGUCAGCCAGUGA